Molecule: messenger RNA, 2082 nt
Organism: Penicillium atrosanguineum
Lineage: Eukaryota; Fungi; Ascomycota; Eurotiomycetes; Eurotiales; Aspergillaceae
Product: Zn(II)2Cys6 transcription factor
Exons: 4
Coding region: 1-2082 (693 amino acids)
Biological process (GO): DNA-templated transcription; regulation of DNA-templated transcription
Molecular function (GO): DNA binding; DNA-binding transcription factor activity, RNA polymerase II-specific; zinc ion binding
Source: RefSeq, a predicted model, not a curated record
AUGGACCCUGGGGAGACCGCAGCGAAUGGCGGGUGGCUAGGCGCGCCGAAUUCAACCAAGCCAUACUCUUGCGUGGUCUGUCACAACCGCAAAGUCAAGUGCGAUCGAAAUGAGCCAUGCUCGAAUUGUGCAAAGUCUAAGGCUGAGUGCAUCUAUCGACCUCCUCCGCCGCCCCGUCGUCGGAAACGGGAGCGUGACGCGGGUGGAAGCGCGUCUCAGGAACGCGACAAGCCGCGGAAAAUGAGUGACGGAGAGAACUUCUUGAACGAUGUCGUGGACUCCCAUUUGCCUACCAGGCCGCGCUCAAAUGGCUCCGAAUUUCACAAAGCUGGGACAGGGAGGAUGAUCGAAAAGGAUGGCAGAUCAGUCUAUCUCGACAACACGUUUUGGACAAGCGUCAGUUAUGAGCUUCCAGAUGCGGCAGAUGUCCUGGGGAAUGGCUCAGAUGGGGACGACAAUUUGUCCCAAGAUGGCAACGAGGAAUCCAUUGAUCUCUUCAAUUCUGACACCAGACAGAGUCUCACAGGAAUGCAUCCAAACCAGUUGCAUAUUUUCAAGCUAUGGCAAACCUUCCUCGAAAAUGUCAACCCUCUGACGAAAAUCCUGCAUGCUCCCACAGUCCAACAACAGAUUUUAGAUGCCAUGAGUGAUUUGUCAAGUAUUAGCACGGAGCUUGAAGCCUUGAUGUUCUCAAUUUACUGCAUUUCACUGGUUUCCCUCCCAGCUGCGGAUGUCGAAAAAUCUUUUGGCGAAAGCAAGAAGAAGCUCUUGCCGAGAUGUCGACGAGGAGUUCAACUGGCCUUCCGGAAUGCUUCCUUCUUGCGGACCUCGAGCGUGAUGGUACUCCAAGCUUUCAUGUUAUAUCUGUUGUCUAUGCGAGCCUUCUCUGACCCGCAAACAAUCUGGACUCUGGCCGGAAUUGCAUUACGAAUUGCGCAGCGCAUUGGAAUUCAUCGAGAUGGAUCUGGAUAUGGCCUCUCAAUAUUUGAGACUGAGAUACGUCGUCGAAUAUGGUUUCAAUUGAUCAUCCUAGAUGCCACAUCUGCUCAAUUCUGUGGGGUUGCUUCUACCCCCAUGCUGGUGAACGCAAAUACCCAGCCACCAAUGAACGCCAACGAUAGUGAUCUUGACCCACGAAUGAGAGAACCAGCAUGCGAGAAAGAAGGUCCAUCUGAGAUGAUAUUCUGCCUUGCUCGCAGUGAAUUCGGCAAAUGGCUGCGACGCUGGAGCAAAGACGCCCGCGGAUCUAAUUCGCCAUGGGCUUUUCUUUCUUCAUCAUCAAUGUCACUGAGAGAAAAGGAUAACGCCAUCGACGAAUUGGAGGAUUCAAUGGAGCAGAAGUAUCUCCGAUACUGUGACAAAUCUAUUCCUCUUCAUUUAGCCGCCACAUUGAUGGCACGAUCGGCCAUAUACUUCACCAGAUUGAUCGCACACCAUCCUCGUCAAUAUCAGGACCCAAACACUCGCAUCCCAGAAGCAGAGAAGAACACUAUCUUUGAUCAUUGCCUGAAAAUGGCAGAGUAUGCAAAUUACGCUCAGACAAAUCCUGACGUGCAGAGGUUCUCGUGGCACAUGGUGAACUACAUGCCCUGGGAUGCCAUGAUCUUCAUGCUUUCGGAGAUGCGAAACCGGGCUGAUCCGGAGGAGAAAAACAAAGUUUGGCAGCUCAUUGGAAAUAUAUACUCGCGCCAUGUGAAACAGAUGCACAAACAUGCUCGGUUGCCUCUGCACACAGCCAUGCAAAACCUAAUUGCUAAAGCAUGGCGGGUGUACAUCGAGGAAUGUAACCUCCACCAGCGAACCCCAACGCCAUGUCCGACGAUUGUCGCCAAGCUGUGUGAAGAUUUCAAAGGUUCCACAGACUCACGACCAGCAGAGCAAAACCCUGUGAUGAUCGAGCAAGGUGUCCUCUUCCAACAUCAGGCUGGCACCUCACAUGCGGACUUCAGCGUGGAGGCCGUAAAUUCAGAUUUUCUGCUCACUGAUAGCCCUAUGGACUGGAAUGAGUGGGACAAUCUCCUGAACCAGUUCCAGGAAUCACUCGUAGAUGAUAUGACCUUCCUGCCCAGAUCUGGACCCUAA